AUGCGGUCUAGGGUUUCGAGGAGAAUGUUACUUGGUUCGUUUAAGAGGUUUCAGAUCGACGAUUACCUCGUGCUACUGGCUAUGACUAUCUUUAUUUAUUUCCUCAUAGUCGUCGAUAACACGCCCAAUAACCUGAUCGAUCCAAAUAAUCCGGAAGACAAUGUGGCAUUCACACCUGAGAAUAUUCAGGAGCGGAUUUGGGGAUCCAAGGCAAUAUUUGUGGUUGAACAGAUGCAAUGCUGUACGAUUUGGAUUAUCAAAGCAUGCAUCUUGUUGAUGUACUCCCGCAUAACGGUCAACACGGAACAAAAGUUUCUUGUCAAGAUCGCGGCUGUAUAUACAACUUUGUGCUUCAUCGUUAUGGAGAUCUUAUGCUUUGCCGCAUGGUGUCGACCAUUCAGCCAGUAUUGGGCGAUUCCUCCAACAAAUACCCAAUGCGCUACGUAUUUGAACCAUCUCAUUACGAACCUUGUGGUCAAUCUCUCAUCAGACCUGCUCAUUUUUUUCAUCCCUUUCCCUCUGUUCUUCCGAUCCUCACUCGACCUCAAGCAGAAACUCAUUUUGUCCUGCGUCUUUGCUGUGGGGAUCUUCACGAUGGCUUGUGCUAUUCUUAGUAAGACAUACUCGUUCAUCGACCCCUUUAGCAACAAUUGGACGUACUGGUAUGUUCGUGAAUCAUCAACGGCUAUCAUUUGCGCGAAUCUUCCACCGACUUGGCCCUUGGUCAGAAAGGUCUUUGCCAUCAAAUCUCCCAAUUCGACUAAAGCAAAGUACUAUGCUCGCUCCGCUCGACCUAUUAACGCGCCUUCGUGA
This is a messenger RNA of Clonostachys rhizophaga, 813 nucleotides long. The record is from the annotation of a GenBank genome assembly. Lineage: Eukaryota; Fungi; Ascomycota; Sordariomycetes; Hypocreales; Bionectriaceae.